Messenger RNA from Sardina pilchardus (European sardine), 1815 nucleotides. RefSeq names its product grancalcin (gene gca). Lineage: Eukaryota; Metazoa; Chordata; Actinopteri; Clupeiformes; Clupeidae. Gene Ontology annotation, molecular function: calcium ion binding. Bases 137 to 853 code for a protein of 238 amino acids. The transcript has 8 exons. The record is from RefSeq and is a predicted model, not a curated record.
CGCUUCUUGGCGCGUUCUUAAAACCUCAUAGGACGGGAGCGAAGUAGGAAGUCGUUCGCGAACACUGCUCUGCUCGCUUAUCGCCUUUUCGCUAACCAGGUUCUUAUCAAGUUCAACUUAUUCCAACAGCGGAGUGAUGGCUUACCCCGGAUACGGUGGCUAUGGCGGUCAGAUGCCAGGUAUGCCCGGUCAGGGAAUGCCUCAUCACGGGAUGCCGCACCAGGGAAUGCCUCACCAGGGAAUGCCACACCAGGGAAUGCCACACCAGGGGAUGCCGAUGGGCGGUGCCCCAGGAUACCCCCCGCAGCCGGGCGCUUACCCCGGCACCUUUGGGGCCCCGCCCCCCGCACAGGACCCAAUGUGGGGCUACUUCACGGGCAUCGCUGGCCAGGAUGGUGAAGUCGAUGCUGAGGAACUUCAAAGAUGCCUGACACAGAGUGGCUUCAGUGGCAGCUACACCCCCUUCAGCUUAGAGACGUGCAGAAUCAUGAUCGCCAUGCUGGAUCGGGACAUGACGGGUAAGAUGGGCUUCAACGAGUUCAAGGAGCUCUUCAUGGCGCUGAACGGGUGGAAGCAGAACUUCAUGACCUUCGACCAGGACCGCAGCGGUACCGUGGAACCUCACGAGAUGCAGCAGGCCAUCGGAGCCAUGGGCUACAGGAUCAGCCCCCAGGCACUGAACGGCAUCGUCAAGCGCUACAGUAAAGGAGGACGCAUCUUCUUUGACGACUAUGUGGCCUGUUGUGUCAAACUCAGGGCACUGACCGACAACUUCAAGCGGAGAGACACCAUGCAGCAGGGAUCAAUCAUGUUCCAGUAUGACGACUUCAUCCUGUGCACCAUGGCCAUCUGAGGACCUCCCUGCAGCUACCUCAAAACACCACCAAGAGAAGACAAGAGAGAGGGAUAGAGAAGAGAAGGAUAGAGAAAUGGAGAGAAGUAUAGAGGAGAGGGAGAAAAUGGUGACGGAUGCAUACAUACAAUAGGCUGAUCUAUGCAUCACUGGUAAAAAGAAGAUAUAUGCAUUAGGCAGCAAAAGAAUAAGGCGAUAUAAAGGAAAUAGUACAUAAAUAAAUAUGGCUCUUCUGGGACCAGUAAAGGGUUGUUAGACAGACUAGAGAUGACGGUGUGAGUGAUGACCAGGAAGCCGUUAAAUCACACACCUCUGAACUAAUGCCAGUCAAAGCAGUAAUCGAUAUGAUCGAACCAUCAACUUCAGGGGGGUAUUCCAAGUACAGUACAUGAGCUCAACCAAGUACUUGGAAUACCCCCCAGAACAAAACAUGACUAGACACAAUUUUAUUAAUAAUGAACUAAUACAUUUCUAUGACAUUUAACCUCUAAUAUAGUUAGUCAUAUUGAAGACUGAUGCCAUGUGGGAUACCUUAUAAUUGAAGAUCUUUUGACGAACAUGAACUUCAACAUGAGUUAUGCAGUUUGUUAUGUGUUACUGUGGAGCUAUUGCAUGCUAGUAAAACUGUGUCUGGUCCUAUGUUAUCAGAAGGGUUGGAAGGGUCUCACCCUGACCUUAACUCUUGGCACCUAAGGACAUUUAAACUUUUGGUAAAUUGUUUUGCUGUACCAGCCAUCACUUACACAGUUGCCUCAAAAAUGUCAAAGAGGACAAGGGAACCGUAUUGUUUUUGUGCCAACACACAGUCUCUCACAUCAAUUAUUUUUGUAUGAUUUUAAUACACACUUUUUAUUCAUUCUAUAUAUUAUGCUACGUUUGUAACCACUCCUAAACAGCCACUGAUGUCUCUAAAGAGCCUCCAGUAUGACUGGAUUAUCUUCCAAUAAACGUUUAUUCAUUUA